AAAGUAGUUUUACAUUGGAUUUUGUCAGUUGAUUUGUUUUUCUAUUGUUUUUGUGUUUUGUGCAUUGCUUUAUUAAUAAUAAAUAAUAUAUUUAUACUUUUUUAAUAAUAUUAAAUAUCACCGAUAUGAAGAACCUUUUGUGCAUUGUUUUUAUCAUACUCAGUCUCUGGAUGAAAGAAGGCUUGGCUAUUUGGUGCUAUCGUUGUACUUCAGCCACUCCCGGUUGUGGAGAGACUUUCAAUUGGCGUGGCAUUGGUUUUCUGGGUGAACAGUGUCCCGAAACCAAUGAUAUAUGUGUAAAGGUUACAGAACGGCGAGGAGCCCAAGAAACCAUUAUACGUGACUGUCUGAGUGCCCUGAGCUUUAGAACUGAUAUACCAGCUGAUAAAUAUGAAGGUUGUUAUCCGGCUGCCAAAGAUGUACGCCUGGCCCACUAUGUCAAUCACACGAUAAAGGAACACGAUGUUAAGCGUGACUAUUUCACCAAUGUUAAGUAUUGUUUCUGUUUUUUGGAUCAUCGCUGCAAUGGCGGUGAGAAAAACCAAGCAGUGCUUGGACUUGGUUUAUUGAGUGCAAUAUUAGUCAUAGUUAUUCCAAUAAUUUGGUAUUAGGGACUUUUUAUAGUUAACUAAUCGAGUAAGCAUUACCAACCAAAAUGUGCCUUUAGUUCAACUCGAAUACUGACUUUAAAGUACAUAUAGAAAAAUGUAUUUCUGUGGAUGUUAAUUUAAAUUAUAAUUUCAAGGUACAUAGCCUCCAAAUCGAAAAUAUCCAUAUCUUAGUUUUAGCACGACCUUUUUGUCCACAUACAAAUCGAAUAUAUCCACAUGUUUAGCUUUAAUAAUAUAUCAAAAUACAAAUUUAAUAUGUUCAUAUCUUAGCUUUAGGGAAACUUGAUCCGUCCAGAUACAAAUUGCAUCAAGAGCUACAAUUUUUUUUUUAAAUCUCAAUAUUAACAUUCCAUAUUUUACAAAAAAAAGUAAACGAUUUUUUAUAAGUUUAUUGUAUCUUUACAUAAAUAUUUUAUUAAAAAGGAAAACAGUUUUUUACAUGAUAAAAUAAUUGAAAACAAAA
This is a messenger RNA of Musca domestica (house fly), 1074 nucleotides long. RefSeq lists its product as uncharacterized. The coding region runs from base 126 to 611 and encodes 161 amino acids. Gene Ontology annotation, biological process: positive regulation of voltage-gated potassium channel activity; regulation of synaptic transmission, cholinergic; sleep. The record is from RefSeq and is a predicted model, not a curated record. The transcript is spliced from 3 exons. Lineage: Eukaryota; Metazoa; Arthropoda; Insecta; Diptera; Muscidae.